AGAAGAAUUCCUCGAUUCAGCUUUGAGAGGUUCCGUUUAGUGACCGAGGGUGUUUGUUUAGCGUCGAAAGGCCGUCCUCGGGUAAUCGCACUCCUCUUGGUUGUUUGAGACAAAAGGUCUUGGACCCAGAACUUGGGCUUUGAUCCCUGGCCAUCGGGACAAUGUCCAAGCGUCCUUGAGCAAGAUAGUUACGCCCCACCCGGUUGGUCCUGAUGUUGUGUCAUCAGUCGAGGAAAACGGUGUUCAAGCGCUUCGAGUCACCGACGGUAGAAAAGCAAGUCCAGGCCCGUUCACUGAGAGAGAGUCCAGUCGCCUCGGUCUUCCAGGUGAUGAAUCAUCCUGUACGUCCGUGGGAAUUUUGUUUUUAAGGUGUACCGCCUUCAACCACCAAGAAGAGUCCAGUUUUUCAGUUUAUGGUACUCCACAAAAGUUGAAGUCUGCAAGCGUCGCUUGCCUCGAUGAGACCGAGAUGACUCAUUCAACAAAGCUCCCGAGCUGGACUUUGUCCAAUAAGCACAAAAGAUGAAGGCGGCCGACGAGCCCGCCUACCUGACCGUGGGCACCGACGUGAGCGCCAAGUACCGAGGGGCCUUCUGCGAGGCCAAGAUCAAGAUUGUCAAGAGGCUGGUGAAGGUCAAGGUGACUCUGAAAGGGGGCAGCGCCAGCCAGGUGGUCCACGACGAUCAGGUCAAAGGCCCCCUGAGGGUGGGCUCCACGGUGGAGGUGAAGACAAACGAAGGCGUGUGCGGCGAGGGCGUCAUCAGCAAGCUGACGGACGCCAGCCUCUACACCGUCGUGUUUGACGACGGAGACGAGAAGACGCUGCGGCGCUCGUCUCUGUGCUUGAAAGGCGAGCGGCACUUUGCAGAGAGCGAGACGCUGGACCAGCUUCCUCUGACCAACCCGGAACACUUUGGCACCCCGGUCAUCGGAAAAAAAUCCAAUCGCGGGCGUCGCUCUUCGCAGGCCGUGGCGGACGACGAGAACGAGUCGUCGUCCAGCGAGGACGACGAGGAAGACCGCAGGAGGCUGAACGACGACCUUCUGGGAAAAGUCUGCAGCGUGAAGAAGGAGGAGCAGCCCGCCUCCUGCUUCCUGGCGCUGGUGGUGUCUCCCAGCUGCAACGACGAGUUGGUGGUGAAGAAGGAUCAAUGUCUGGUCAGGUCCUUCAGCGACUCCAAGUUCUGCACGGUGGCCAGGAGGAACGUGCACCCCCUCAACUCCAUCAGCAUCAACAAGUCGGAGCUCUCCAACAUGCGCGGCUUUGAAGCGGCUCAGAUAUUUGCGAGGCGCAGGGAGGUGCCAGAGGUUUGGAAGAUGGACAUGAGUCAGAUCUUGGACUCGUCCACCAGCGACGACGACGAUGGCGGCGGCGGCGGCGGCAACGGGGAAGAGAAAGAGAGCGAGGAUGACGACAUGGAUGACGAGGAGAAGAGGAAAAAGAUGCUCAAGGAGGAGCCCGAGGAGGAGGCGGACCCGGAGGAGCGAGAUCACUUCCUGCAGCAGCUUUACAAGUUCAUGGAGGACCGAGGGACGCCCAUCAACAAGCCUCCAGUGUUGGGCUACAAGGACUUGAACCUGUUCAAGCUCUUCCGCCUGGUCUUCCAACACGGCGGCUGUCGCAAGAUUGAGAGCGGCACGGUGUGGAAGCAGAUCUACAUGGAUCUGGGCAUCCCCAUCCUCAACUCGGCGGCGUCGUAUAACGUCAAGACGGCCUACAAGAAAUACCUCUUCGGCUUCGAGGAGUACUGCCGCUCCGCCUGCAUCACCUUCAGGACCAUCCACCACAACAACCCGCGCUCCCCCAAAGCGCACGGCGUUCCCAGGAUGGCCGCCGCCCCCAGGAGCGCCAGGCCCGACUUUGGCGCGCCCGCGUACAAGGAGGAGGAGGAGGAGGAGGAGGAGGAGGAAGACGACAAGGACGCCGAGUCUGAGAGCGACAGCGACAAGGAAGAGCCCAAGGACAAGCAGACCUCCCCCAGGGGUAGGAGGCGAGGCGGCACGGCGGCGACCAAGGCGGAGCCGCCCAACAAGGGAGGAAGCGACAACGGCGACGAGCCCAGAGACGCGCGACGGCGCAGCAGCCGGCGUCUGGACGGCUCCGACCGCGGCUCCGAGGAGGACGACGAUGGCGACGGCGACGACGAGGACGAUGAGGAGGAGGAGGAGCAGGAGGAAGAUGACGAGGAGGAAGAGGAGGAGGAGGAGGAGGAGGAGGAGGACGAUGACGACGAGCGGGAGAGGCGACUGGGAGCCAGGAGCGAGGACGAGGGGGAUGGCGAUGCCCUGACCGGGACCAAGGUGAGAGUGAAGUACGGCCGAGGAAAGACGCAAAAAGUCUACGAGGCUCACAUCAAGAAGACGGACGUCGACAACGGGGAGCACUUCUACCUGGUGCACUAUUACGGCUGGAACGUCAGGUACGACGAAUGGGUGAAGGCCGACCGCAUCAUCUGGCCCGCCGACAAAGGGACCCGGACGAGAACCAGGAAGAAGGUGAAGAACAAAGAGGAGGCGGACAAGGAGGAAGACAAGGCGCCCGCGGCGGGGCCGAUGGCCACGCCUCCCCUGCCGCCGCCCAAGCCUGCGGCGGCCAAGCGAGGGCGCCCCCAGAUCCGUCCCGCGGCCGCCAACGCGCCGCCCGGCCGCAAGACGCCGAGCGGCGAGGGGCGGCCCAACGGGAAGAGCGCCCGAACGGAGACGCCGCCCAACAUGGCCAACGGCGACAACGCGCCGCGCAUCAGGAGGACCAGGAGGACGUCGGGGAUGUACGACUCGGACCGCGCCUCAAACGAGGAUUCCGGGAACUCGACGGUGGACAGCGAAUCGGAAGAGCCGCCCGACAAGAAGCUGUCACCCUGGCGAGGGAGGCCCGAGAAGGAGGAGGGCGGCGAGCAGGGGGAGGGCGGCGCGUCGGAAGUCAAGCGGGGGGAGUCGAGCGAGGCGGCCGGCCCGGCGCAGACCCCGCCCGGCGUGCCGCAGGAGGACGCCGCUCAGGUCGCGAGUCCCUCUAAAGGAGAGGAGAACGCCGCGGAGGAAGCUCUCCAAGUGAAGGACGAGCUGACGGAUGAGCGGGUGGUCGUCGCCGAGGCGGAGAAAGCGUGCCCCGCCUCUUCGCCGGGCGCGCCGCGGGACGACGCUCCUCCUGCGCCGUCGGAAGACCGCGAGACGCCGCCUUCGUCGCCGCCCGCGCUCAAAGUUCCUUCGCCGAAAAUCUCCAGCCCGCCCGCCGCCGGUCCCGAGCCUCCUCCGCCCCCUCCUCGAAGUCUCCUGAAAAGGCCGGAUGAACCCAUGGUGGUCCUGCACUGCCUCCCCACACCGCGCCUCCACCCGGAACCUGCGACGGUGGCGCCGUCGGACACCGACUCCGCCAGUGAGGAGGAAGAGGAAAAAGCAGAGCUGAAGCUCCAGCCCGAAAGGAAGCGAGAAGAGGUUACGCCCGCCUCCCCAAAGUCUUCGGCGAGCCCCGCCAAGGUCGGCGCCGGCGCGUCACCCGAGUCCCUCCCGUCCCCGCUGCGCGGCGCAGAGGCGGAACGGAGGAGCCACAGAGCGGCGAGGGCGGACGAGGUGCAAGGGCGGGUCGACGAGGACUCCAAGGAAGGGCCUGCGGAGGAGCCGAGGACCCCGCCCCGGGCCCGGGAGGCCCAGGAGGCCCUCGGCCCCGUCCCGAGCGAAGAGCCGCAAAUGGGCGCCGAGGCGUUACUUUGCUACGAGGUAGACCUGGACGACCCAGAGGACAAGGACAAGCCCUCCUCUUCCUCGGAGCCCCUCCUCCUCAUCUCGAGGGUGCAACCCCCCCGGUCGCCGUCGCCCCCCCGCGGCCCCUUCCUCCUGGACGCCGCCUCCGGCAGCCCCCCUUGUCCCGAGGAGCUCGGCCCGGCCCGUCUCGACCCCGAGACGGCGGCGGGCGGAGAGAAGGAGGCGGACGCCCGGUCCGGUCCGGAUGUCGACGUGUCGCAGGAGGCCCGAGGUCAGAAGCGUCUGUUGCAGUGUCAGGUGAGCCCCGCCUCCAAGAAACAGAAACGCAACCACAAGCGCGCCGGCGGAAGCACCAAGACCGACAAGAACGGCACAGGUCACAGCAGCGACAGCGAGGACCAGUCGCGUCUUUCGUCUUUGCCAAAGUCCAACAAGUCUCGCUGUCCCGGUGUCGGGUCGCCGCACGCCAAAGAGAAACCUAGCGCCGCGUCCCCGCAGCGAGCCAACAAGUGGACCUUCCAGCUCGACUCCCUGGACAGCAUGUCGAGCAGCGAGAGGAUCUCCUUCCUGCAGGAAAAACUGCAGGAGAUCAGGAAAUACUACAUGAGCCUCAAGUCCGAGGUGGCGUCCAUCGACAGACGCAGGAAGCGCUUAAAAAAGAAGGAGCGGGAAGUGUCCAACACCACGGCGUCCACGUCGUCGGGUUCUUCGGACGCGGCGAUGAGUCCGUCCUCUGCCUCGCCCGCUCAGAGCACCCUGGCCGUGGAGUGCAGGUGAUGACGCGUGCCCCCGCCCGGGGAGGACGGACGGACGGAGGCACGCCGCCCAACUGACUGACCGAUGCUCAGAUGCAGCGGGGACACGACGGACCACAGAAAAGGACUGACUUGCUGUGAAACGCUUGAGCAGCCGCAGAGCAUUACCCCCCCCCCCCCCAAACCUCCUGCCUUUACUCACUGUCAACUUCCUACUUUGGUCCUUAUUUCUUCACUUUUUUUCAUUCUUCACUUCUUGACGCAUCACUUUUAUUUAUUAUUAUUAUUUUUUUACUUAACUGUCGCCAUCCACUUCCUUCCUUUUCCCCCCUCUCGGCUCACCUGGGAUUUGUCUGAGCCCCUUUGGAGGGAGAGGUCACAGUUCAGGGGGAGGAGCCAAAGCAGCUGCUUAUGCAAAUGAUUUGACGCCAGAUUUUGAAGUCCAGUAAAAAAAAAAAAAUGAUUUUUUAAAAAAACUUUUUUCUAUAAAAUUAAAGCUUAUAUUUUAGUAAGAAAAAACAGGAAAACGGAUAAAUAAAGGUGUUUUGUUUUUGUGUUGCGUUGCAGUGAGGAAGUUUUGAGUUAAAAAUGAGGACUUUGAUUGCGUUUAUUUCUGACCAAUGACAAAAAAAAAAAAAAAAACUCUUCCUCGCAGAUAUUUUGUGGCCCGCUCGCUUCUUGCCAUUUCCUGUUUUGCUCGUGGACUUUUGUGUACAUAAGAUGACAAGCGAAAAUGUAAAGAAUGAUUUAUAAUAUUUUUAUGAGAAGACUUUGUUACGCUUCUGUCAGCUGCCAAGAAAACACUUCCUGGAUGCCGCAGCGCCCAUUUCCAAUAAAGUUCUUAAAUAUC
Hippocampus zosterae (dwarf seahorse) is the source of this 5304-nucleotide messenger RNA. RefSeq names its product AT rich interactive domain 4A (RBP1-like) (gene arid4a). Gene Ontology annotation, molecular function: transcription cis-regulatory region binding. Bases 523 to 4476 code for a protein of 1317 amino acids. The record is from RefSeq and is a predicted model, not a curated record. The transcript has 25 exons. Gene Ontology annotation, biological process: regulation of transcription by RNA polymerase II. NCBI's taxonomy places the organism in Eukaryota, Metazoa, Chordata, Actinopteri, Syngnathiformes, Syngnathidae. Gene Ontology annotation, cellular component: nucleus.